AUUCAAGGGAGGAGUUUGUGUAUGUGUGUUAAGUAUGAGCCCAGCGACCGGCCGGUUUCUGUGAAGAUUUUUGUUUUAGCCCUUUGCCAUGUUUCCAGUCUCCCUUGUUUGCCGCCAUGGCAGGCUUCUGGCUGAUAAAACAAUGAAGCUCAUGCGUUUCCAGCCGAAGCCUCCCCACUCCUGUCCAUUAUCCACUGUUAGCACUAAAAUGAACUGGGCAGCUGUUGAAAGAAGUAAGCAGUUCCCAAAUUGGGAAAACUUUGGCAUUUGGUUAGAUGACCCAGUUAUUUUACCACCUAGAGUAUCAGCUCUUCAAUAUAAAGAGAAGAUAGCCAAUGUCGGUUGUGAAUGCCAGAUUGGAAAGAGAAAGCAAAAUGAAGAUCGUUUCAGUAUAGCUAAACUUCAAAAUGGAUUAUCGUGUUUUGCUGUCUUUGAUGGGCAUGGAGGGGCUGAUGCUGCUGAAAUUUGUUCGCAAUACAUUGGAUACUAUAUUCAACAAAAUCUAAUAAUAGAAGCAGAUUUGGAAAAUGUCUUGCUACAUUCGUUUCUACAGAUUGAUAGUGACUUCAUACAAAACACUUAUGGCUUGAAGGAAGGUGAGCUGCUAACAUCAGGGACAACUGCAACUGUAGCUUUGCUGAAUGAAACAAUACUUGUAGUCGCCAGUGUUGGAGAUAGUCCAGCGAUUCUUUGUCGUGAAGGAAAUGCUAAACAACUAACAGAAGAUCACACCCCAAGAAGGAAAGAUGAAAAGAAAAGGAUUAAGGAGUGUGGCGGUUUCAUAGACUGGAAUUCUGUUGGAGAUCCUUAUGUGAAUGGUCGAUUAGCCAUGACCCGUAGUAUUGGGGAUGUGGAUCUCAAACCUUUUGGGGUAACUGCUCAACCAGAAGUUAACACAGUCAAGUUGGAACAUGCAAAAGACUGUUUCCUGAUCCUGACCACUGAUGGAGUUAGUGGAAUUAUGGAGGCACAAGAGAUGUGUGACAUUGUGAAAAAAUACCAGGACCCAUCAGAAGCUGCUGCAGUUGUAAAUGAGCAGGCUCUGCAGUAUGGAACGCAAGAUAAUGUAACUACCAUGGUUGUGCCUCUUGGUGCCUGGGGGAAAUACAGUACUUCACUUGGUCAAACAAGUUUUGGAAGGAUGAUGGUUGCAAGCUCCAGAUGGCACUGAGUGUUCACUGAUAUUGGAAACCACCACAAUCUAAGCCAGAUUUCCACCAUUUUAUAAGAUGUUUGUAAUUGUCUCUUGGAUUUUUGUUACAUCUGUUAAAAUGUAAGUUGACACUGUAAUCCACAUCAGUUACUUUUCUUUGUUAGAUCUGAAUACUAUUACCAUGCAGUUAGCAAUGUCAACCGCUGACGAUUCAAUCUGACUUUGCCAAAGUUGACUUGUAACUAAUUCAGCAUCCAUGUAAGUAUAAUAACACCCCUAGUGUUCAUGUGCAAAUGAUGAUACUACAGCCCUGAACAAGGGGCAGGUGUGUGUGUGUGUGUGUGUGUGUGUGUGUGUGUGCAGAGCUAAAAGGCUGGGUGGGGAGCAAGAAAGUGAAUUGAGCACAGACGUAAUGGGUCAAAAGGCCUAUUCUGUGAUGUAUGUAGCAAUGGGCCGACUAAUCCAUGUCUUCAUUUGCAGCUUAUAGACUGGACCAGAUCCUGUCAAAAUACAUUAGAAGUAGGGUCUACCUUGGCCAUCCUUUUUUGUCAUCUUAUUUCAAAGGCAAGUACCUGGUGUUUUGUCCUGGAUGCAACCCGACUGGCCAAACUAUUGGAUUUAAAGCAAAACAUGCUUUACUCAUCCACUAUAGCUCAAACACAACAAAGAGGAAUACAUAACUCUAUUGGUGAAAACUUAGCAGAAUAAUAAACUAUUAAUAAUUCCAAUAUAGUAACAUCCUGUAAGGAUAGUAACACUCUUAACAAAAAGACAUUUUUUAAAAAAAUCAAUUUGUUUUAGUUAAACUGAGGUAGACUUGCACAGUAAAUAAGGUCCUGAGGAGUGUGGUGGAACAGAGGGACCUAGGUGUACAAGUAUGUUGUUUUUUGAAAAAGCAGCAUCACAGGUGGACAAGGAGGUGGAAGGCAUUUGCAUGCUGGUCUUCAUCGGUUGAAGCAUUGAGCGUUGGAGUUAGGACAUUGUUACAGUGGACUAAGUUGUUGGUGAGGCUCCACUUGCAAUAUUGUGUACAGUUUUAGUCACUUUUUUCCUUUUAGGAAAGAUAUACUUCAAUCAUCUUUGCACACUUUCCACUUUGAGGACAUUGCCUGGACUAGUAGGCCUGAGUGUACGGGGAGAGAUUGGCUAGGAUAGGACUUUCCUCCUUGGAAGGUAGGAGAAUGAGGGUUGACCUUUAUUGAGAUGUAUAUAAAAAUCAUGAGGGACAUAGGAAGGAAUGUACACUCUUUUCUCGGAUGGGGAAUUGAAAAUUGAGGGCAUAGGUUUAAGGUGAGAGGAGAUAGAUUUUAAAGACCUGAGGGGCAACUUCACACAGUGGUUCAUGUACAGAAUGGACUGCCAGAGAAAGUGGUUGAAGCAGGUAAAUUUAAAAAAAAAAAUCUCUAUAGGUAGAUGGAUGAGAAGGGUUUAGAGGAAAAUGGAUCAAAUGUGGACAAUUUGGAACUAUCCAAGUAGGCAGCAUGGACCAGUUUGGGCUGAAGGGCCUGUUUGCAUGCUGAAUUACUCUGACGCCAUACCUCACAUGCAACUCCAGCCACAGGAAGAGUGCCUUCAGCAUUUAGCUAUAACCGAGAGGUGAGGAGGAAUAGUUUCUACUUCAAGACACCAGCAAUUGCUGAAAGCUAAAACUGAAAAUCCUGAUUCUCUGCAAGCAUGACCAUGCCCAUUCAGGCUGUUUCUGUUCCAAGCUCAAAGAAAACCCAAGGCCUCAAGCUGUUUACUUUGAGUUUUCAGUAGACAGCUCAACCUCUGCCUUCAAACCUCUUUGUUUUAAAAACCAGCAUAAAGUGCACCUUUUUAUAAAGCCAUAGUAUCUCACAUGUACCUCAUGUCUUUUUUAAGCAUCAAACACCAGUUUGUUUUCUUGUACAAUAUUCAGCCGCCUUUUUAAAAUGCAUCUAUACAACUCCCUCCUUUUUCCUAUAGAUGUUUCUCCUGAAUUCCUGGUUUCAUUCCUUGGUUAUCUUGUCUUGAACAUUUCUAAUUUCACCCUUGCCUUCAAAUAUUCUCUUGUGGAUGCUUAAUCAAAACCUUUUCAAUUUUAUUCUUGGGUCAACACUGAUUUUCUGUUUUAUUUUAUUUGCUGGAUUCUGGAUGGAGGCCAUCCUGCAGGAAUGGUGUCUGGUCACAAAACCUGAACAAGUCUGAAAUUGACAUUGUCCACCAUUUUCAGGAAACUACUUGGCAAAUGUUUAAGCUUGUAAGUCUGAAAUUAUAUGUUGCCCACACUUUGAGGCUGACUUCUCCAUAACAGCAACAGGCUUGGUGAUCUUGCUAAUGUUGGUUAUUUGGAUUUACAUAAUUUGAAGCUGCUGACAGCUUUUGUUGAAAGGGAGCAAGUAGGGAGUUCUAUUAAAUUGUGUGCCAUCCAUUUUGUAUAGGAAUGAUUCCUUUGGAGAUGGGGUUGGUGGGCUGGGUUUGGAAAACCUGGCUAAAGCUUUGCUCCCUAUCUUGGAGAAAAGGCACAAGGGGCCAGGAAAAAGGCCAGUAGUGCCAGAUCAGGCUGAUGUGCUUGAAGGUGGUGAUAGGAUGCUAUUUCCUCAGUGUGGCUUUCCAGGCAAGUGAUCACUACAAUCUGAUGCUGGUUGGUGUCAGUCUCCUCCGGUUAUGUAAUUGGUCAUCUGGCCAUGAGGCUUAGUGAUCUUAAUUAAUUUUUGCCUUGAUAGAGCCAGCAAUGUAGUCACGUGGUCACGUGCCAUGUUCAAGUAGGUAUAAGUUAAUUCAGUGUGGACACUGUCAGAUUGAGCCAGACAGUUUAGAAUCAGUGCAUUUCCAAAAGUGCAGGUCAUGGAUGCAAUUUCCCAUUGUCUUUACAAAGCUUCCCAGGUGACCUGAGUAUUUGUCAAAAAGAUACGGCUCUGUUUAACACCCGGCUUUUGUGACCACCAUGAUCAGAUCAUGCAGACCGACAUCCCUUGGAUAUUUGCCUGAGCUGAACCCUAAUUAAAUAAGUGGCUUCUGGGUGACAGGAUUAAACCUUGGAAGAUAGCUGACUCUGGUGCACCACUCGCGGACAGAGCCCAGAAGGACAAUUGGCCUGAGCAAACUGAUUCCAUACCUACCUGGACGGAUCGCAUGGUGGUCUGCUUUUUGCACCCAAAUGUCACAGGGUCCAUACUGUGUACUGUGCAUUCUGACCCUCAAGAGGUGUUGGCAGAGGACUAUUUGAUGGAGCUGCCAUCUCCUCAGAGGGUGAACCAUGGAAACCAGCUGUUCACUGAGACUGCCUGCAGACUGGCAUGUUCAAACAGACUGACUUGUUCAAAUGACUUCUCCUGAGCGAAAAUUCUGAUUGAUUCAAUCUGAGUUUCAGGUACAGCUGCUGCAGUCCCAUAUGGAGUUUAUUUUGUAAUGACUGAGCUCAAUAAAACACAACCUUAGCACCUCUUUCUCCAUUCUAAUCCUUUCCAAUGUUAAAGGCAACUGAAGUUAGUGCCAAAGUCAGAUACCACAUUUAUCCAGUGAAAUUAAUCUGACAACUGUCUGCCCAUUCUGCACUUUAACAACAUUUUGUAACUUGUUGUCAUCCUCAUUGACUAUUUUCUCCCACUUUACUACUGUCAGUCUACAAAUUCAAACUGAUUCCAAAGUCCAUUUUGUAAAUCAUGAACAGCACUGGUCCCAUUGCUGAUGCUUGUGAAAUACUACAUCCUAUUUUCUGGGAAACUGAAUGACUGCCUACCUCUUACUUCUAGUCUGCCUUCAAGACAGUACAGUCAGCAAGUCAUUGUCACUUAACUUCACAUUCUGAUCUUCUUGAUAAUACAAUUAUUAAUAUAUUGGGGGGGGCUUUGAAAAUAUAGACAAAUUGAAUCUGAAACACUGCUGCCUUCUGUCACUUAAAAUUUCUACAGAGUUGGUCAAGCAAUAUUCUAUCUUUCAUAAACUCCAUUUUGAUUAUCUACUUUUUUUUUCUAAAAGAGACCCAUUUAUUCUACAAUCAAUAGUAGGCUGUCUAGUCUACAGUUUCAGCUUCCUGUGAAGUACAGAUAUCACAGUUAUGCACCAGUGUUCUGCAAACUUUUCAUUAAAAGACAAAGAUUAUUAUCUCAGUUUUAAAAACCCAAGGAUUUAAGUUUGUUCCAAUUCCACCUGUGUCCCUAUCCUUUAGUAUCUAUACUUGAAACUAGAAGCAGGAAUUGGUCUUUCAAGCCUGUUCUGCCAUUCAACAUGAUCAUGGUUGAUCCUGUACCUCAAAGACUUUGCUGCUUUUUCUCAACACCCCCUAAUGUUGCCUUGUUUCUUUAUUAAUGAAGCUUGUGUUUUUAGCUUUCCAGAGCAAUAUAGUUUGCUUAGUCUGAGAACUAUUCAUUGUUUGUCAGUAUGUUGUCUAUUUGUUUUUAUUCAGCCCCAAAGUUGUCACCAGUCUGUUAUCCUUUCUCAUCAUGCCUGUUCUUAAAUUAUUAUCCUAAAUUGUAACUGUUGUGGUCUCUAUCCCCAUUGCUUUUAGCCAUACUUGGUGCCUUCCCUGCUAUUGGAUCUAAUAGCAAAAGUUUCUCUUGUCAGACUUGCAGAUUAAAGGUGAGAUUGCUGAAGUCCUCCUGGACCAUAGGGCUGCUUCUCCAUCAGUGGGGGAGUUGAACGUCACUCUGCAUCACAAACCAGCCAUCCAAUAAACUGAACUAACAACCUUGGAUUUUUAAAAAAAAAACUCAAUGUUAUAGGCACUCAUUCCUUUAUCACCUCUAGCUACCUCUUCUGGACCACUUUUAAUACCAGGAUGGUUGAAAACACCCAUGAUUGGAUUUUAAAAAUCCACAAUUUUUUGCAUGUUUCUUCCUCCAUCUCCUGUCCAGUAUUGUGGUCUGUAGACUUCAAUUAUUGGACUGAUAUUAUCUUACUUUUAUCCAAGUGGAUUCACGUUUGCUGAUGGCCAUAUUACACUUAUGACCCCUGCCCCCAUAUCUUAUAGGUACUAAUUCCCAGUGCUGAAUUUCUUUUACAUUAUCAUGAUUUGGUAUUCAAGCAAUGUAUCUGGUUCUGUUUUGAGAUGUACAAAUUUUGUUAACAGUUCUUUAAUCAUCUUGAUACACUGUCAAUUCUACUUAUCUCUGACCAUCUGGGUUACUGAGGAAUGAUUAAACUAUUGCCUCUUUCCAGUCCCAUUUAAUAUUGGGCUGGUUUAUUUUGUGUCCAUCCUUUCUUCUUAAAUAUUAAAAUUCUAAUACUCAAUGUAGUCCGUACUGUACUGUUCUUCUGCUGCACUGGUGUAGAAUCUCUGUAACUGGCUCAUUUGAAACAUGUGAAUGGUACACUAUUGCUGUACUUGUGACAGGUAAUCUUUCCUACCCAUUGCAGCUGGCUUUUUUUAAAUAUGAAGUAUUACUUACAGUACCAAAGGGUUUUUGCAGUAGCUAUUUUUAUCAAUUAUAGAUUAUCAUUUCUUUUAAUUAGAUAUAAAUACUUGCUUCUUUCAAAGCCUUGUCCCAUUGUUUCUUGGUAUAACUCCCCUUUUUUAAACUUGCUGAACUGUAGUACAUCCUGAAUUUACUCUUGUUCUAACCUCUGACUUUACAGUCUUUGUGCCUUUUAUUGAUUUUUGUCUGUCUGCUUUGUGCCUUUUUGAGCCUAACUGGUAACCUGUUUUCAUGUGAUUGGAAUGGUUCACUAGCCCGUUUUGAUGCCCUGCUUUGUUUUGGUCAGAUGUAAAUUAUAGGUUUUGAACUUUGUUUCAGAAAGUUAUUGGUGAAUCUUUAAUGGGUACCUGUUGAUAUCGUGUAUUACUGUCAAAUAUUCUGAAGCUGUUCAUAUCAAUUCAGUGAUGUAAUAUUGUCCUGUUAUUUGUGUUUUUGUAAAGUGGCUGUGUGGAUGAAUCAGUUAAGGAAUUAACAACCUGUCAGAUGUUUUAAGAGUACAUUUUACUUGGUUUCUCCUGCUCCAGUGCUGAAACAGGAUUUUAUUUGGCAAUUAACUCCAAUAACAAGUUUCCUUCUUAUGUUUUCAAGUUUUAUUGUAUUGUUGACUAAUUGUCUCAUUUGUAACAGACCUCGUUUUUGGCUUAAGUGAUUUUCAUGGUGGACAGCUCACAGCACCAUUCAAAUUAAACAGAAUUAGAAUUAAUACUCUAGUAUAGGCUGAUCAGUAGCUGAAUUUUUCUCCUUCAUUCCCAUAGAAGCAAAGUGAAAAAACAUCGUGUGACCCAUAUAUUGAACUGCAGAGUAGAUUUUUUGUGCACAAAUUAACAAUUAGACUUUUGAAUGAUUCAGUGCCAUUUAAUGCACGUUGUCAAAAUUUUGACAGUAGCUGUGGAACAGGAUAAACCAAGGAAAUCCCCCACUUGCCUGCCCCAUGGCAAUACUGAUGACCUGUGUAUUGACCCAUUUUAAUGUGGUAUUGAUCUUGUUUGCUUCAGUUUGCAUUUGAAGUUGUGUACUUCAACCUAUUGCACUGUUUUUAACCAGAAUUGUUAAUGGUUUUUGUACAAACUCCUCCCUUAGGUUAAAAGUAACUAACUGUUGUUUGACUGCAUUAAGUUAGUUUAAGGAAACGUUUUCUAAAGGUCCACAGGUAUUUCUGCUAUGACACAAAUUGGUUAUAACACAAUUGAUGAAUAGUGGACACUGUUUGGGUUAUGUAACUUUCUGCUAUACAGAAUAUUUCAGGGAAACGACUAUUUUCUACGGUGUGAUUUUUCUAUAGUGAGGUCGCCAGAAUGCAAUAAUUAUGGGAGAAAUACCUGUACUUUGUUUUUGCACCAUAAUUACACACUUGUAACAUGCAAGUUGUGAAUGUAAACUGAUCACUCCCUCUGUCUGAAGCUCGUUUGUUCAAUUAAAUGAGCAUUUGAAAAAAAUGAAACUGUAUUCAGUUUCACCAGAUAAAUGAAUAAACUAUUCUAAAUUAUAGCAGAGAUAUAUUUGCAUGAAUGAUAGCUUCACACUGUAAAUACUAAUGGUUUUGAAUAUCAAGUCACUCCACAAUUCAAGCUUUCAUCAUUGUCUUGUUUUGACCUUUUCAUAAUGUUACCUUUUUAUGAUGUCUAUUAUUGUCAAUGGGGAUGAUAUUGAAUGCACGGAUUGGGUCCUCCAGAACAAGCCCAAGUUUCAUCUAUUGCAGCAUUCAGUUGAUUUUUGAAUGAUGUCAAGACUGUGUUGCCUGCUGUCUACCCUAUAGUUAUAGUGCAUUCAUCACAGUAGAACUUCCUUUAUCAAUCUGAAAUGCCUCCUAAUUCCACUCUGUAUCGUUUGUGUUGUCAUUUAUUUGAGCAUCUCCCGUUUUUCAUCCUUGCCAGAGGCAGCUCCUCAUAAGAUCUGAUUUAGAAUGUCCCACUGAAAGCUAAAGGAAAAGCUUAACCUGCCAUACAUUUUUUUUAAAUCUGAGCAAAGCAGGAAAUGGUGGAAACUUUUUAGGUCACCAGCAUCCGUAAAGAGUAUAUGUAACCUAAUGCCCAAUUUCACCUUCUGAAACUCCACUCCAGGGUAGGCAACAGUGUGGAGCUGGAUGAGUGCACCAAGUCCCCAAGGGAGACUUGUGCCAGGGACAACAAAAAUCAAUGAUAUUGAUCACACUGCAAUACACCAAAUUAAAUUCAUUUUCUAUUGGAAUGUUGUAUACAAAUGGUUAUCUCAGCAAAAGUGACUUUCAUAUCCUGUCUUUUUUAAACAAAAGAUGCAACAUUUCUGACUGUAAACACUGCUAUAGCAAUUAGCCACAUAUUUUAAUUGAUGUUUGCAGCUUUUUACUUUUGAAAUUGUCAGUGUGUCACUUUUUUGUUUCCAUUUUCUCUAUCUACUAAAUUUACUUCCUCUGACAUAGCCCUUGCCUCAAAUGUUAGGGUCAGAUAACGGCUGCCUUCUGUACUUAACUUUUUUAAAGCUAGUAGAGUAUAUAGGAAUAAGGAAGUGAUUAAACAAGGGAGGUGAUGGCUGAGGUGGUGUUAUUACCAGGGUCUCUGGAUUGAUGCCCUGGGAAUACAGGUUCAAAAUCUUCCAUGGCAGAUUGUUAGAUUUGAAUUAAAUAUCUUUAGUCUGAACAUAUUGCCCUUUUGGUAUGGAAGGAAAAUACUCUCUGGCUUGCUCUACGCACAUGCAUACAAAUCUCUGGGAUGAAUUUGUAAUGGCAGAUGAAUUCUGUUGUGUUCAAAAAGAACACAGUACGUAGACAGGCAAUGUGGCAUAGUAUAAAUUGCUACUUUGGAAAUAAAGCCAGUCUGAUUUUCAAGUUGGUACAUAGCCUGAUUCUAAAUGUGGUCUCACAUCAAAAAUACAUUGACCUGAGAUGUCACCUCUGAUAUCUUAACUAAAGGUUUUAUCUCUGGGCAGUGACUUGAAAGAAAUCCUUGGAUUUGCAUAUUGAUCUUUUCUAUUGUAUGAUUUAACAGCCAUCUUUGAGCUAAUGCAAGAUAAUAAAAUGUGAGGCUGGAU
Messenger RNA from Stegostoma tigrinum, 9537 nucleotides. Its product is annotated as protein phosphatase 1K, mitochondrial-like. Gene Ontology annotation, molecular function: protein serine/threonine phosphatase activity. The coding region runs from base 89 to 1171 and encodes 360 amino acids. The transcript has 7 exons. The record is from RefSeq and is a predicted model, not a curated record. Gene Ontology annotation, biological process: protein dephosphorylation. Lineage: Eukaryota; Metazoa; Chordata; Chondrichthyes; Orectolobiformes; Stegostomatidae.